Megalops cyprinoides (Indo-Pacific tarpon) is the source of this 795-nucleotide messenger RNA. Its product is annotated as microfibril-associated glycoprotein 4-like. The transcript has 4 exons. Lineage: Eukaryota; Metazoa; Chordata; Actinopteri; Elopiformes; Megalopidae. Gene Ontology annotation, biological process: elastic fiber assembly. The record is from RefSeq and is a predicted model, not a curated record. Bases 1 to 780 code for a protein of 259 amino acids.
AUGACAGUUCUGACUGCGUCUUGGCUGGUAUUAACAGUGCAUUUGUUGCAGGUUUUGAUUGUCCUGGCUGUGCUGAUCCCUGUGGGGGCCUAUCCCCUCUUCCAGCCUCUGGACUGUGCAGACAUCUACAACCAAGGCUCUGAGGCCAGCGGGGUGUACCAGAUUUACCCUGGGGGAGCCACCUACCCUUUCUACGUGUACUGUGACAUGGACACUGAGGGAGGCAAAUGGACUGUGCUGCAGAGAAGAAUGGAUGGGACUGUGAACUUCUUCAGAGGAUGGGAGCAGUACAAGAGAGGCUUCGGGCAAGCGUCCGGGGAGUAUUGGCUGGGUCUAGAGACCAUCCACCUCAUGAUGCUGAAGAAGAACUAUGAGCUGCGUGUGGAUAUCGAGGACUUUGAAGGGGCCAACGUGUUCGCCAAAUAUUCCUCCUUCUCCAUCUCUCCAAUGGCCAUUAACGCUGAGCUGGAUGGCUACACCCUCCAUGUCAGUGGCUUUACAGAUGGAGGAGCAGGGGAUUCGCUGUCCUACAACAAUGGAGCAAAGUUCAGCACAUUCGACCGAGAUCGAGACACACAUCAUAGUGUGAACUGUGCUGUAAAUCUGGGUGGAGGAUUUUGGCAUUAUUCCUGCACUAACGUGAACCCCAAUGGAAUUUACACAUGGGGGAGGGAUGAUUCCAAUGGGGUGUUCUGGUGGCACUGGAAGUCAGCCACCUACUCUCUGAAAGCCAUCUCCAUGAAGAUGCGGCCUGUGUCCCUGGUGUACUCAGAAGAGUAGCUGGGCUGCAGAGCA